This is a messenger RNA of Podospora pseudocomata, 412 nucleotides long. RefSeq lists its product as uncharacterized. The coding region runs from base 1 to 327 and encodes 108 amino acids. The record is from RefSeq and is a predicted model, not a curated record. Lineage: Eukaryota; Fungi; Ascomycota; Sordariomycetes; Sordariales; Podosporaceae. The transcript has 2 exons.
AUGCACAGGAAAUUCCAGAGUGAGUCGGCCAUACAGGGCAAGAGCACACUCGCAAAUCCAGAUGAUGCUGAGGAAGAAGAUGACAUUCUGCUCGACGACGCCAGAAUGUCGUACAUGGAAGACUAUAUCGCACGCAGGGACAUCGGGGUGCAGAGAAAUGCUCUCUUGGCUGAACACAUGCGUGGCAUCUUCAAGGCUGUCCAAGUCAUGAGGGAGUUGAGGAAGACGGAGGGAGGGUGGGCACACAAGCACUUGAGGGAAUUCCGCAGCGAGGUGGAGCGGUUCUACAAUGUCAGGGGGUUGGAUCUUGUGGGGCCCGUUGGAUGAGAGGACUUUUGACUAGGCGGUUUGCAUUCUUUGGCGCUAGACAGGUUGGGCUUGUUGUCGUUUUGGGCGGUUUUGGAAGGUGGCA